This is a messenger RNA of Adineta ricciae, 951 nucleotides long. The record is from the annotation of a GenBank genome assembly. Lineage: Eukaryota; Metazoa; Rotifera; Eurotatoria; Adinetida; Adinetidae.
AUGUGUUUAGACAAACCUAGAGUGAAUGCGUACGAAGAAGCUAUAAAGCAGUAUGCACAGCUUCGGAAAAAAGCUGUCUGGUUAGACAUUGGAACGGGUGCUCAUAUGCCAUUAACUCGUUUAUUAAUAAAACAUGGAGUUGCUGAACAUGUUCAUGCAGUUGAUGCGAACCGAAAAACAUAUCAGUCUGCGAAAACUCUGCGAGAACAUUUACCUAAUGAAGAAAAAAGCCGGAUUUCAUUGCAUUACGGCUACUCAAAAGAUGUUGAUUGGUAUCGACAAGAACCCCGGCCAAAUGCAAUAAUCCAUGAACUGAUUGGUCGUAUUAUUACGGAUGAAGGAUGCAUUAAAGUAUUGCACGAUACAAUUGCAAAUAUUAAUGACGACGUAUCUAUACAUAUUCCAUAUAGAUCUGGAACAUUAUGCAUACCAGUAUCAAGGCCAAAACCAUCCAUAGCUUCAUCACUUUGCUCGUUACUGAUGUCUACAAAGGUGAGAAUAAUUAAAGAAAUCGGAAUACAAUCGAUGUUCAAUCCACCUAAAGAUGCUUAUCUUUGUGAAACGCCGCAGUUUGUUGAAGAUUUCAUUUUACAAGAUUAUUGCAAGAAACCAUUAGAGAAAUGUAGAAGAUCCGAAAGAAAAUUUAUUGUAGAAAAAAAUAUGGCAAUGUGGACCGGAUUUUAUUUAGCGCCAUAUAUUUUAACUUCUAUGGACAAUAGCAAUGGUGCUGUUGAAGUAGAUGGGUUGAAGCAAAGGACUAAUUGGCCAGUUUAUUAUGUUGCAAUGAACGACAUUCGAAAAGCAAUAAAUGUAAAACAAGGUGACGAAAUACACAUUGUAUUCGAAUCAGAUCUGACUGACGAAUGUCCGACCUACAGAAUAGAAGCAUGGGCAAAUGACGACUAUUUACUACGUUCUUCUUUUGCUUGGAAAGGAAAACAAUUUCGUUAA